UCUGCCCAUCCCUUUGCGCGGGACCCCCAGGCGCUGUCAGGCCCAAGUUGCCAAAACAGUCUGAGUGCGGGGAGAGCGUGGGGCGACCCUCCAGACCCCGACCCUCUCCUAAGGGCGAUUCCUGUUUGUUUUUUACAAUCAUUCAGAAACUUGAGUUCGGCCCUAGGUUGCAUGUCCCCAGCUACGUCUUCGCAGAUCCUGGCCAGGAAAAGACGGAGAGGCAUCAUUGAGAAACGCCGGCGAGACCGGAUCAAUAACAGCUUGUCUGAGCUGAGGAGGCUGGUGCCCAGUGCUUUUGAGAAGCAGGGAUCUGCUAAGCUAGAGAAAGCCGAGAUCCUGCAGAUGACGGUGGAUCACCUGAAAAUGCUGCACACUGCAGGAGGGAAAGGCUACUUCGACGCGCACGCCCUGGCCAUGGACUAUCGGAGUUUGGGGUUCCGGGAGUGCCUGGCAGAGGUCGCCCGCUACCUGAGCAUCAUCGAGGGGCUGGAUGCCUCCGACCCGCUUCGAGUCCGGCUGGUAUCGCAUCUUAACAACUACGCCUCCCAGCGGGAAGCGGCGAGUGGCGGGCACGCGGGCCUCGGGCACCUUCCCUGGGGGAGCGCCUUCGGACACCACCCGCACGGGGCGCACCCGCUGCUGCUGCCCCAGAACGGCCACGGGAACAGCGGCUCGGCGGCCUCGCCCACGGACCCGCACCACCAGGGCCGCUUGGCGGCGGCUCAUCCCGAGGCGCCCACCCUGCGAGCGCCCCCUAGCGGUGGCCUUGGACCGGUGCUCCCCGUGGUCACCUCCGCCUCCAAACUGUCGCCACCCCUGCUCUCCUCCGUGGCCUCCCUCUCCGCCUUCCCCUUCUCUUUCGGCUCCUUCCACUUACUCUCUCCCAGUGCACUGAGCCCGUCGGCACCCACGCAGGCAGCAAACCUCGGCAAGCCCUAUAGACCGUGGGGGACGGAGAUCGGAGCUUUUUAAAGAACUGAUGCUGUAGAAUGAGGGAGGGACCGCUUACAAUUCCAGCUGAGCUGGCGGUUGCUGACAUCACCUUAAAGUCGUCAGUUAUAAUAAAGAGGAAACAGGUACAAUCCCAGAUAAAUUCUGUUGAAAGACGAAAGGUUUGUUGUUUUACCUUUUCUUUCUUAAUGUUUUUUUUAAAAAUCAUGACAUGUAUUAGCAGUUUUUAAAUUUUGUUCCAAACAUUAAAUGGACUGUAAACUGACACCUGCUGAUAGGUUUGUACUGUGCCUAAUUUACUUUGUAAACCUAUUGGUCUACGAGUGAUUCAAUUUUUGCCUCAGAGUUUGGGGAAUUCUUAGUAUUUGGGGGCUGUGUUACAUUCUGUUUUUAGAAUUAAUUUUCCAAACCACUAUGCUGAAUAUUAACGUGAAGCUGUCUGUUAAUACUUUGACAAUGAAGGUGUUGUAUAAAUAAUAUUCUUUGGGGGGGGGGGGAUAUUGGAUUUUGUAUUUCUGAACAAAGCGUUUGACAAAUCAGAUGAUCAGCUUUAUCCAAGAAAGAAGGCGAAUUCUCUGCCUCCUACAGCAGGAAAGGUGGAUGUACAGAGUCCACCAGGAGCCCUGAGUUCAUGACCAACCGUCUGCCGGGACCAGACGGGCCGUUCUGGCUUAGUCAGGAGGGAGCCCCGUGCAGUGGAGGCCCCUGUUGCAGUUGGCUGGGAGGAGAUGAGGAUAAUUGCAUAGACUACCCUGCAUUUCCAGCCCCGAGCUGUGUGAUGCAUUUUAAUCUCCCAGAUCUCCCAGAUGCUAACACGGAUAAGUGCACCAGGUGGGCAAGUGUGGUCCAGUGGAACGGUCCAGUGGAACCUGUUAAAGGCAUACCCUAAUUCUUCCAGGGUUGGCCAUAUUUUCUUCUCACUGGAAGCUUUUAUGUUGCGUUUUCCUUUUUUGGCGCAUGCAGAUGUGGCUGUUGAGAUAUUUAAAAGGGCUUUGCUGCCUCCUUUUUUGUUUACUUCUUUGGACUCGGGGUAUUACAGGUUUAUUCAUUUAGCAGGAGUAACUUGAACACCUCCACCGAGCUGGGCUGGACCUCUGUUGUACUGAUGUGUUGUGACUCAAUAAAAAAGAGGAAACAAACUA
Messenger RNA from Myotis brandtii (Brandt's bat), 2093 nucleotides. RefSeq names its product hes-related family bHLH transcription factor with YRPW motif 1 (gene HEY1). Gene Ontology annotation, cellular component: nucleus. NCBI's taxonomy places the organism in Eukaryota, Metazoa, Chordata, Mammalia, Chiroptera, Vespertilionidae. The annotation marks the transcript as partial. Gene Ontology annotation, molecular function: protein dimerization activity; DNA-binding transcription factor activity, RNA polymerase II-specific; RNA polymerase II cis-regulatory region sequence-specific DNA binding. The transcript has 4 exons. The record is from RefSeq and is a predicted model, not a curated record. Gene Ontology annotation, biological process: regulation of transcription by RNA polymerase II; anterior/posterior pattern specification; circulatory system development.